Messenger RNA from Cyprinodon tularosa, 1973 nucleotides. RefSeq names its product tweety family member 2 (gene ttyh2). Gene Ontology annotation, cellular component: plasma membrane. The transcript has 15 exons. Lineage: Eukaryota; Metazoa; Chordata; Actinopteri; Cyprinodontiformes; Cyprinodontidae. Gene Ontology annotation, molecular function: intracellularly calcium-gated chloride channel activity; volume-sensitive chloride channel activity. The coding region runs from base 276 to 1907 and encodes 543 amino acids. The record is from RefSeq and is a predicted model, not a curated record.
CGGGUUUUGUGUGUGUUGGGUGGGGGGGUCCACUCCACGGACGCGGAGCCAUGAGCGCAGAGUGAGUUUAGUCCUUCAGGGGGAAGGUUUAGCAAUCCUGCAGGUUCCUGAGGUUGAUCGGUUCCUUUCUGCUCUGUUGAUCUUUUCUCUUUGUUUCAUGUGAGACUUGAUGAAGAAUCUCGGGACCGCGGAGCUGAGCGCCUCAUUCAGGGAUUGAGAGAAAGGCUAAUCAUCCAGGCAACUUUUUUUUUUUUUUAUCCCCAGUCCGGGCAGGGAUGUCUUUGACUCGCGUGGAUUACAUUGCGCCCUGGUGGACUUACUGGCUUCAUAAUUUCCCCCACAUCAACCUCAGGUUUCAGCCCACUGAGAAGAGCUUCCAGCCAGAGGAUGAGAACUACCAGCAGUCUCUCAUUUUCCUGGGCUGCGUGGCGGCAGCAGGACUCGGACUCAACCUCCUAUGUUUGGCCGUCUACCUGAGCUGCCUGUGCUUCUGUCGCAAAGACGAAGACGAGGAAAGCAAGAAGCCAAACUCCUGCUGCGUCACCUGGUCGGCUGUGGCUGCAGGGCUCAUUACAUGCAUCUCUGUGGGUGUAGGUUUCUAUGGCAACAGUGAGACCAAUGACGGCGUGUACCAGCUGACCUACUCCCUGUACAAUGCCAACCACACCCUGGGUGGUGUCGACAGCCUGGUAACGGGAACGAUGAGCAACAUGAGAACCGGUCUGCACCAGCACCUGGCAAGGUUGGAUGAGAUCUUCGCCAUGAGAGGAGACUACGUGCAAACGCUGCAGUUCAUGCAGCAGAUGGCCGACAACGUGAUCAAACAGCUGCUGGGGCUGCCCAACCUGGACCAGGCUAAAAUGGACCUGGCAACUGUGGCCAAUCAGACUGCACAUAUAGAGUACUACAGGUGGCUAACCUACCUUCUGCUCCUCAUCCUGGACCUGAUCAUCUGCCUGCUGGCCUGUCUGGGCCUGGCUAAGCAGUCCCGCUGGCUUCUCACCACGAUGAUGGUGUUCGGCGUUCUGACCCUGAUCCUGAGCUGGACCUCUCUGGGCGCCGACCUCGCUGCAGCUGUGGGAACAAGCGAUUUCUGCGUCUCACCCGAUAAGUACGUCAUGGGUCAGACCAAGGGGAUCAUCACAGCCGAUAUCGUCCACUACUACCUUUACUGCAACCAGACUCGCUCCAAUCCUUUCCAGCAGCCUCUGACCAUCUUCCAGAGGUCCCUCACCACCAUGCAGAUCCAGAUCCAGGGUCUUCUGCAGUUUGCUGUGCCCCUGUUUCCUACAGCCGAGAGGGAUUUAGUGGGUAUCCAGAAUUUGCUGAACUCCUCGGAGGCGAGUCUGCACCAGCUGACGGCUCUGCUGGACUGCAGGGGGCUCAACAAGGACUACCUGGAUGCAAUGGUGGGGGUGUGCUACGACGGUGUGGAGGGUGUGCUGUAUCUCUGUCUCUUCUCCAUCCUGGCUGCCUGUGCCUUUACUGUCAUGCUGUGUGCCAUUCCCAGAGCUCUGAGACAAAUCGCCAGCAGAGAACGAGAUUAUGAUGAUAUAGAUGAGGAGGACCCGUUCAAUCCCCGGGCCAGGAGGAUAGGCUCCCAGAACGCCAACCAGGCUAACCUGCACAGCUUCUGCAGCUACAGCAGCAGCAUGGGCAGCCAGAACAGCCUGCACCCCCCCGCACCGGCUGUCUCCAACCCCCCUGUCUCUGAGUACAUGAACCAUACAGCCCUUUUUGGAGGAAACCCCCGAUAUGAGAACGUGCCUCUGAUUGGACGAGGUUCUCCGCCUCCCUCGAUUUACUCUCAGCCGUAUAGAAAUCCAUACUCCCCUACGAUGAGAGCAACUUACCUCUCCAUGACUGAGGAGCAGAGUCGACACUUUGGAAGCGACUUCCAAGCCUAGACCUCGAUGCGUGACGGAGGGAACCUGCAGUAAAGGAGGAAGCAGCUGUCGGAUGGCUCACGGAGG